Molecule: messenger RNA, 360 nt
Organism: Pseudozyma hubeiensis SY62
Lineage: Eukaryota; Fungi; Basidiomycota; Ustilaginomycetes; Ustilaginales; Ustilaginaceae
Product: lipase/esterase
Exons: 1
Coding region: 1-360 (119 amino acids)
Source: RefSeq, a predicted model, not a curated record
AUGCACAAUCGUUGUGAACCAGAGUGUCCUGUUCAAUUCGCGGUGAGUGCCUUGGACUCCAACGUUGAUCGCUCCCUUGAGCCUGCCUGUGCUCUCCGCCGUCGUGAGGAGCUUCUCCUUCAGAUCCGCAAUAUGGUUGAAGGCUUCGACGCCAAUGUGCUGGGGCUGAAAGGGUCGCUCCCCAUGCGCUUUGCCAUAGAUCUCCUGCGCCUGCAACCGCAUCUGAAAGUCGCGCUCAUGCGGUCGUAUUUCGGCAUGAAUCAGUUGGGCAAUCAGAACGAUUUCGCCCGUCAAGGUGACGAUAAGCCUGAAAGACAGCAUAUCGUCGUGUUCGGCAGAGUUGAGAUGAUUUGGCCAUAG